Molecule: messenger RNA, 1100 nt
Organism: Camelina sativa (false flax)
Lineage: Eukaryota; Viridiplantae; Streptophyta; Magnoliopsida; Brassicales; Brassicaceae
Source: RefSeq, a predicted model, not a curated record
UUGUGCACAGCUUGGAAAAUUUUUAUCUCUCUAUGAAAAUUCGUCGUGUUGGCACAAUCAAAAUCGGUGUUUCUACAACCAAAAUAUAUCAAUGGGACCUCUAUGAAAAACUAAUAGAAUUCUCUAGUAACCCUGAAUGUAUUGAUGUAGAGCUUACUGAAUUCUUGAUGUGGUCAGGAGAAACCACUCCCAUAGAUGAUUACGAUGUGUUUUUACACUUACGGAGACUUGUAGAUCAAGCAAUUUCCUCUGAUGAUUAUAAUAUAGGUUGUGCUUUAAGAGUGUACUUGAGGACUCUUACUAUCGAUAUUCCUUCUGAACAAAUUGAGGUACACGUCCUAGGUUUACUGGAUGAGCACGAUGUUAUCUUUGAAUUUGAUCAUCACCAAAUUGAAGAAGCAGCUCCAUCUCAGCUUGAAGAAGGUUUUCAAGUCUCACUCAAUGAGACCAUUGAAGAAGAUGUUCCAGGUUUAGAGGAUGAUGAGCAGGAUAUUAUAUUUGAAUUUGAUAAUCAUAUUGAAGAAGCAGCUCCAUCUCAGCUUGUAGAAGUUUACCGAGUUUUGCUCAGUGAGACCAUUGAAGAAGAGAGGCAGCUCGGUCUCAGCUUAGAGAAGUUUUUUGUCUCGCUCAAUGAGACCAUUGAAGAAGACGUUCUAGGUUUAGAGGAUGAGCCCGAUGUUGUGUUUGUCUAUGAAGAAGCAGCUCCAUCUCAGCUUGAACAAGUUGCUCGAGUCGACGACUUUGUACACUUAUUGGAUGUGCACAAUGUUAGCUUUGACUUUGAUCAUCAAACUGAAGAAGCUGCUCCAUCUCAACUUGGACAAGUUUUUCAAGCCUUGUUCAAUGAGGCCAAUAUUGUGAGGUUAAGACCUGCGAGCAAGCUCGCUGUCGAGUCUUUGAAAAGAAAAAUAUACAAGAAGACUAGCGAUGUGGUCGGUGAGAUUGACAUGUGCUCUAUUUGUUUGGAGGAAUUUGACGACGGAAGAAGUAUUGCGACUUUACCGUGUGGAGACGAGUUUGACGAGGAGUGUGUUAUGAAUUGGUUUAUGAGUAGUCAUGUAUGUCCAUUGUGUCGUUACGAGAUGCCAUUGUGUCAUUGA